This is a messenger RNA of Lasiosphaeria miniovina, 363 nucleotides long. RefSeq lists its product as uncharacterized. The annotation marks the transcript as partial. The transcript has a single exon. NCBI's taxonomy places the organism in Eukaryota, Fungi, Ascomycota, Sordariomycetes, Sordariales, Lasiosphaeriaceae. The record is from RefSeq and is a predicted model, not a curated record.
AUGUGCAUCCAGGUGACCAAAAUCUUCCUGUGCGCCUGUCCGCACCGCAACGACGCCGUGUGCCCGCACGCACAAUACGUGCGCGAGUCGGCCGACGAGGUACGCGCCGCCCAGCACGUCGACGGCAGCUGGGCCACGCGCCUGCCGUCGGCGCUACAGGGCCACACCGACUGGACACCCGUGCCGGGCUCGAGCAAGUGGGAGCACUGCGGGAGCUACCGGCUGCACCACCGCUCCGAGACGACGGGGAAGCCCGUGCCGGGCAAGGAGGCGGCGUGUCCCGAGACGGUCCUGGGCGCGGGCCUCGGGGCGGUGCGGAGCGAGAUCGACACGGGUUUGUGCGAGGCCUGUGUUGGCGGGCAC